Molecule: messenger RNA, 477 nt
Organism: Penicillium longicatenatum
Lineage: Eukaryota; Fungi; Ascomycota; Eurotiomycetes; Eurotiales; Aspergillaceae
Gene: skpA
Product: SCF ubiquitin ligase subunit skpA
Exons: 4
Coding region: 1-477 (158 amino acids)
Biological process (GO): SCF-dependent proteasomal ubiquitin-dependent protein catabolic process; mitotic cell cycle
Cellular component (GO): nucleus; cytoplasm
Molecular function (GO): cullin family protein binding
Source: RefSeq, a predicted model, not a curated record
AUGGCUACCAUUAGCCUCAUGAGCUCCGACGAUGCGUUGGUCACUGUCGAGCGCGCUGUUGCCGAACGAUCAAUCCUGAUCAAGAACAUGCUGGAGGAUCUAGGUGAUUCCGGCGAGGCUAUUCCCAUUCCUAAUGUGAACGAGACCGUCCUCAAGAAAGUGAUCGAGUGGUGCGAUCACCACAAGAACGACCCCCCAACCGCCGGCGAUGACGACGACAACCGUCGUAAGACUACCGAUAUUGAUGAGUGGGAUCAGAAGUUCAUGCAGGUCGACCAGGAAAUGCUAUUUGAGGUGAUUCUGGCUGCGAACUACCUGGAUAUUAAGGCUCUGUUGGACGUCGGCUGCAAGACCGUUGCGAAUAUGAUCAAGGGCAAAUCUCCCGAGGAGAUCCGCAAGACCUUCAACAUCCAAAAUGAUUUCACUCCCGAGGAGGAGGAUCAGAUUCGCCGCGAGAAUGAGUGGGCUGAAGAGUAA